UCUCUCCCUCUUUUAGUUCAUGAACCCUCCAAGAUUAUUACAUCUUAUCAUUAUCUCUAAUUCUUUCACCACCUUCUUCAUCUUCUCCUUUUGCACUAAUAACUUGGUUAUACUAGCUAGGUAUACAGUAUAGUAAUGGAGGAAGUAAUGCAUACCUGGUCAGAUGGGUUGGAGGAUGAGCUUGUGAGAGAGCUUCUUGACAAUCAAUCACCUUUCUUUGUGCUACCUCAGAGUACUACUGAAUUGAAAACAAGUAGUCCUUUUGAUGAAGAAACCAUUAACCAGUUCAUCUCUACUGUCUAUUCCGGGCCUACAAUUGGAGAUAUUGAGAAUGCAUUAUCAGUGACAAACCCGAAUAUGGACCAACCCCAGCAACUUCCACAAGCCAGAAUUUCUAUGUUGGACAGAAGUUUAAAUAAGGUUGAGAAUAAGUAUACUCUGAAAAUCAAAAGCUAUGGAAAUCUGAUGGCUGAUGAUGGAUAUAAAUGGAGGAAGUAUGGACAGAAAUCCAUCAAGAAUAGCCCAAAUCCUAGGAGCUAUUAUAGGUGUACAAAUUCAAGGUGCAGUGCAAAGAAACAAGUAGAGAGGUCUCGCGAGGACCCUGAGGCACUCAUCAUCACAUAUGAAGGGCUUCACUUGCACUUUGCUUACCCAUACUUUUUACCUAGCCAAUCCUAUGUCAAUCCAACAACCAAGAAGCCUAAGAAGUCAUUCUCACAAGCCCAAGACCCCCAAGACCAUGAAACCCAACAAACACAAGAAGUCCAAGAAAGCCCAGAAAAUCUAGCUACUUCGCCAUUAUUAAUCACAUCUGAGGUCUGCUUACAAGGAUGGGACAAAAAAGAAGGAAUGAGCUCACAAGGGUUGCUUGAAGAUAUGGUGCCAUUCAUGAUUCGAAAUCCUCCAACCAAUACAUCCUCAAAUUCCUCUUCUUGCUCGUCUUACCAUUCACCUCCUACUUCGCCUUCUUCUCUGUCUUGGUCCACUAAUUAUUCAGCUACAUGUUUUGAUAUAGGCAUCUAGCAUUAUAUUAAAGUUUACUUUUAUGGUUUUCUUGUAAUGUGAGAUUAAAUAAUUAGGUAUAAGAACAAGAAAACAUGCUAAGAUCAU
Molecule: messenger RNA, 1110 nt
Organism: Quercus lobata
Lineage: Eukaryota; Viridiplantae; Streptophyta; Magnoliopsida; Fagales; Fagaceae
Gene: WRKY49
Product: WRKY DNA-binding protein 49
Exons: 3
Coding region: 136-1023 (295 amino acids)
Biological process (GO): regulation of DNA-templated transcription
Molecular function (GO): DNA-binding transcription factor activity; sequence-specific DNA binding
Source: RefSeq, a predicted model, not a curated record